CGCUGGUCCGCUGUGUCCCUCAGACACAGCGCAUCACGGAGAGAGUCGAAGAUGUCGGCUCGGUCAUGUGAUCAGCUGUGUCCAAUCACAGCUGAUCACAUGUAAAUAAGUGCCACCUGUCAGUGCUCAUCAGUGCCAGUGCCCAUCAGUGCCAGUGCCAGUGCCCAUCAGCGCCACAUCAAUGCCACAUAUCAGUGCCCAUCUGAGCUGCCUUUCAAUGUCAGCCAUCAGUGCCAGUCAGUGCCACCUAUCAAUGCCAAACAGUGCCACAUAUCAGUGCCACCUAUCAGUGCCAGUCAGUGUCGCCUAUCAGUGCCAGUAAGUGCCGCCUAUCAGUG
This is a messenger RNA of Staurois parvus, 338 nucleotides long. The record is from the annotation of a GenBank genome assembly. NCBI's taxonomy places the organism in Eukaryota, Metazoa, Chordata, Amphibia, Anura, Ranidae.